Pogonomyrmex barbatus (red harvester ant) is the source of this 573-nucleotide messenger RNA. RefSeq lists its product as uncharacterized. NCBI's taxonomy places the organism in Eukaryota, Metazoa, Arthropoda, Insecta, Hymenoptera, Formicidae. The record is from RefSeq and is a predicted model, not a curated record.
AUGGUAGAAGCAACAUCGCAAACGAGAUGUGACAAUACAAACAACGUCGACGGCAAACGUAGCGAGACACACGAUUACUCUCUUUGGGCGAGUUUACGGAUGGGCAAAAUUUGGUCGCAAGUACACGACGCCUGCAAGAACGUCGUAAAGCUCGUUGCUACGAGUGUCGACCGUGUUGUGAAGGAUGCAUCCAAAUCGGAAUGUUCGCAGAGAAAUCCCAUCGAAGUGGCUGAUGCGACGCUCGCCGAGAGUUCGUCCUCGUGCGCCGGCAAAAUAUGCGGUGAAACGUGUCGUAAAAAUUUAAUGCGCUCAAAGAGCAGGGAAAAAACGGAAGCACGUCAAGAACGCACAAUCGGGGACGUGGGAAAAUAUCGCGGGGAUACAGAAGCACCGAUGUGGAAAAACUCGCGGACCAUUACACCUUCUCGCCGCGAUACGCGGGAGCACGUGUGUCAAAAUGACAAAAAAGUGGAGGGUGAAAAGUCUUGCAUGGCUUACAACGGUACGAUUAAUAGUGAUCAAUUUAUGCAUCUACCUGUUGCAUUGGCAGAGUCAUCGAAAGCUUAUAUUUAA